This is a messenger RNA of Suillus plorans, 1209 nucleotides long. RefSeq lists its product as uncharacterized. Lineage: Eukaryota; Fungi; Basidiomycota; Agaricomycetes; Boletales; Suillaceae. The transcript is spliced from 7 exons. The coding region runs from base 1 to 1209 and encodes 402 amino acids. The record is from RefSeq and is a predicted model, not a curated record.
AUGCCCUCAAUGUCAUCCCCAUCUCCUUCUCCCAAUGAUACUGCCCCAGGUCAAAAUCAUAUGAAGGCAGUCCUCGACAUCUUGGAGAACCUGCAAGGCGAUCCUUACUUGAAGGCCACAAGAGCCUUCCCACUGCUUCAUGAUCCAUUUGUGGAUCUUGGUGCUGUGUUCUAUGAUGGCAUCAGGGCCGAUCAUGGAGAAGAGGUCCCUGAAGACAAUGAAACACCUGAGGAGCACUUCGAGGAUGAUCCAGCCAAGCCGGAAGACUUUAUUAAUGUGCUUCGAAAUGCUGCUUCCCUGGCACAUGCUGAAGACACUUGCAAGCUUAAGGACCUCUGUCCAUCAUUUUUGCUUAACAACCCUGCGAAACCCGGGGCUGCAUUGGACCCUCCCAUUGUCAAAGAACAAUCCAAGUCACUGCGCAGAUGGAACCACAAAGAUACUGCACAAGCGCUCUGUCCCAUGGUGAACAUUAAAACAUUUGAUGAAGACCCCCGAGCAUAUAUGAAUAGUAUUCUCAAUGGCAAGAGGAAGCUGCCAUCAUUCAAGAAACUUCCUUCAUGUUUGUAUGAAGAGUCACUCGCUGAUCCAAAACUAAAGCACUCUGGCUUUCUUCGUGGAAAACCUCUAGAACAGGCAUGUGUCAUUUUAAUUCUGAUCAUCUCGCUAUCAUCUGCCAAACAGUGGACAUCAGAAGUAACUGGGCUUGAUCUCUAUGAGCUGUACAUAUCAAUCAUCGACUCCUUAAAACAGACUGAUCAUCCUUGGGUGAAGGAGACCCUCGACCACUGGAAAAGGAAAAAUGGCUGCCAUACCACUGCAGCAUCCGACGAUUCGGACUCGGACGACAUGGAAGGUUUCCUUGACGAUCCCCCAGAAUGCUCACCUCAACGCCCAUCACUCGACCACCCUGAGGAUGGUCCUUCUGCCAGUCAAUAUCCCUCAUCCCCACCACCACCACCACCUGAAUGCCAGCACCAGCUAACACCACCACCACCACCAUCUGAAGGCCAGUGCCAACUAACACCGCCACCGCCAUCAUCUGAAUGUCAGCACCAACCAACACCACCACCACCCAACCCUGAUGAGGAUGAGGACAACAGACUAACCCCUCCACCUUCAACUCCUGUAGUUCAGACACCUCAGGUUGGAAAACGUAAGGCUCCUGGGACUGCCAAGCAUGGCAAGGCCCCUCGUCGAAAAUGUUGA